Molecule: messenger RNA, 234 nt
Organism: Schistosoma mattheei
Lineage: Eukaryota; Metazoa; Platyhelminthes; Trematoda; Strigeidida; Schistosomatidae
Source: the annotation of a GenBank genome assembly
AUGCAUACUACUACUACUACUACUACUACUACUACUACUACUACUACUACUACUACUACUACUACUACUACUACUACUACUACUACUACUACUACUACUACUGCUACUACUACUACUACUAAUACUACUAAUACUAAUACUAAUACUACUACUAAUACUACUACUACUACUACUACUAAUACUAAUACUACUACUACUACACACGAUGAUGAAAAAAAUCCCACUGGUCAAUGA